UACAUAUGCAUAAAUAAAACAGGUGCAACAGAUGAUGAUGUUGAAGCAGCAGAAGUGAGCUCAAUAGCACUAAGAGAGGACACACACAGGACAACUUCAGCUGGAAACAUCUUAGAGUUCCUGAAAAUAUUCCUGGACCAUAAGGUAAAAAAAAGAAGUACAGGUUAUUAGAGGGGAAGAGAAGGAUAGAGGAAGACUUUCCAAGUGGAACACAUCAGGAUCACUGAACAAUGACAUCCUAUGAAUCUCAAGGUCAGUCUCCGACGAGAUGUGGCCCUCAGUUCCCAAGCUUGGGACAGGAGCCUCCAGAAUUGAGUCUGUACAGCGAGAGCUAUUAUCCACCACCAUCACUGCCGAGUCCACAGCGAACAAAUCCUUCCUCGUACGAACUCGGAGACUACGCCGCCUCAUCGCCUAACCCCUACCUGUGGUUUAACAGCCCAGGUAUGAACAGCACUCCUUAUCUGGGUGGAACGCCUGGCCCUGCAGGACCUCCUUUUGUUCCCCAGCACUAUGGCAUACAAAGGCCCUAUUUGGGACCUGGGGUACCAGGUGGUCCUGGUGGUGAACUGAGCUGGUUCUCCAUGCCUUCUCAGGAGGAUCUUAUGAAGCUGGUCAGGCCACCUUAUUCAUACUCAGCUCUUAUUGCCAUGGCCAUACAUGGUGCCCCAGAUCGCCGCCUCACUCUAAGUCAGAUUUAUCAGUACGUUGCAGACAACUUCCCUUUUUAUAACAAGAGCAAAGCAGGAUGGCAAAACUCUAUUCGUCACAACCUCUCACUAAACGACUGUUUCAAAAAGGUUCCACGAGAUGAAGAUGAUCCAGGUAAGGGAAAUUACUGGACCUUAGAUCCGAAUUGUGAAAAAAUGUUUGACAACGGCAACUUCAGACGCAAGAGGAAGAGAAAGUCUGACAGUAUCCCAGAGAAGAGCAGUUCUGGAGGGAAUCUGAGCUCCGAGUCAGGAGACAGCAAUGGCAGGGGCAGCCCAAAAAAUCAAGCUGUUGACAUUUCCACUUCGCCUGAAAAGGGUCCUUCACCCACAUCCAUGGGUCCGUCACCAUGCUUGAGCAACUUCCUGACUGAGAUGUCUGGUGUAGCUGGUUCUCUCGACAUGGAAGGAGAUCCCCUGAGUCGUCCCUUUGCACUCAGUCUGCCUGUGGACGGAGCACAGAGAGCUUCACAACCCACAGGGUUUGGCACUUACUCCCCCAGCUCCACGGUGUCCGAGUGGGCAUCAACUCUGCCCCCACCUCCCGCCAUUUCCCCAUCACCCUCCCAUUCUGCUUUAGGCUACAGCGGGCCUGCUCUCAGUCAGUUUAAUGGGCAUUUCUACCCUGGUUUGAGCUCGACAGGCAUUCUUUACCCUCGGGAGGGCACAGAGGUAUAGGAAAGGAAAGCGGGUGACAGCCAAAACAGAAAAAACAGAAUGAUCCAUUCACGCCACAGACUCUGGGGGCAAGAAAAAAACUGUUGUUUUCCUGAAACUAUACACUGCUUUUGGCCUAACUGAACUCCUUUGAGUUCUGUGGGCACAAGAUACGAAUGAAUUCCCACAGGAAUGGCCUAGUCAGCAUGAGAUAUGACAGGCUGACUCUAGCAAAGGCCCCUGUUACCAGCAGCUCUGACCUGGGGUCAGCUGCUGACACCAAGCCAUUUUACGCACAUAUCUAAUUCUUACUUAUCUCAUAUUACUGACACUGAAUUCAAGCACCUGCAAUGAAACAGAAUAGAUGAAUCACUUCUUAUGUGGGCAGAAAAACUCUAGUGAAAAUACAUACGGUGAAGCAGAUUUUCUUCUGCUGUAUGCUGAUAUUGUCAUAUGAUAUUGUAAGUCUUUGUAUUUUAUGUGUUUUAUGUAUUGUUGUAAAUUUGGGUAUGUGUGAAUGUUGGAGUGUUUUUUUAUUAUUUUAUUUUACUAUGAGGUCUUUAAGGGUGUAUAUUGCUUCUUUUUUAAUAAAAU
Molecule: messenger RNA, 1961 nt
Organism: Cyprinus carpio (common carp)
Lineage: Eukaryota; Metazoa; Chordata; Actinopteri; Cypriniformes; Cyprinidae
Product: forkhead box protein I3-B
Biological process (GO): anatomical structure morphogenesis; regulation of transcription by RNA polymerase II; cell differentiation
Molecular function (GO): RNA polymerase II cis-regulatory region sequence-specific DNA binding; DNA-binding transcription factor activity, RNA polymerase II-specific
Source: RefSeq, a predicted model, not a curated record